AUGGACAGCGAAUUCCUGGGCGCAAUCAAAAGCCAGACGAUCCCGAUGCGGUCGUUUGACACAAUCGCGUGCUUCACCAAUAUCCCCUACGUCUUCUUCUACGAGAACACGCACGCUGCACCCGACUUCAUGCCCACGGAUCUUCUGAAGAAAUCAUUGUACAAGACCCUUGCCGACUUCCCGUUCCUUCUCGCCGAUAUCACCACCGAUAACUGCGGACGCGGCUACUUGACAGUCAAUGCCGAUAGCCUGAAUCUGCCUGACCUCCAAUGCUCCACCAGCCAAAUCACGUAUGGGGAGUUGAAGGCGCAAAAAUUCGCGUGGUCAGCGUGGCCAAAGAAUACGGUGACGGCAGAGUUCCUGGCGGAACGCGAUGCCCAUGGGCGUCUGAAGAUGGUGCACAUAAACAUUGUCAGGCUUGCAGAUAACUCGGGCCUGAUAUUGUUCGCCAAUGUGCAUCACUAUGCGAUUGACGCCAAGGGCAGCUUCGAGUUCCUCAACCAGUGGGCAAGGAACUGUGCGCAGAUGCAAGUCAUAAUGGAGAGCCUGCCGGAGGUGCGGCGCCAGGGCAGCCUGACGACCAGGGGGAUAUUCAGAGAGCGCAGCAUUCUGGCUACCCUGCUUGCGCAUAUCCCGAUGGAUAAGUACGUGUCUUCGGCAAUCAGUGCACUAGGCGACGGAACCACCCAGGGCCAUAUCUUCCGCAUUAUGCGCACCACCCUCGAUACACUGCGUGCUGAUCUCCAGGAAUUCGUACCAGAGGGCACGCGGAUCUCCGACAACGACAUGAUUGUGGCUUUGGUUAGCAAGACAAUCGGACAGAGCCAGAACGAAGCAUGCAAGAGAAGCUGGCUUGGAGCCGCUGGAGCAAAGCUGGCAAGUGUGCUGGGCUGGACGACCGACCAGCCCGUAGAACUGGCUGUAGACACUCGCCGGCACCUGGGCAUCCAGGGGUAUGUUGGCGGGGCGCUGAUUAUACAGCACUUCGUCAAUCCACUGAAGGAGGUCUAUGCGCCGACGACGCUCGAGGGGCUGGCAAAGAUCGUCGUGCGCUCACGCAAUACAGUGGAUAAUAUCGAUGCUGGGGUUGUCCGCGACUAUGUUGACAUAACUGAGGAGAAUCCGCAGUAUAUGUUCCGGCUGACAGCACAUUCGACGAUGCACGGGAAGCUUGCGAGUUUCUCCAACCACAGCCGCCGUGGGCGAGUCCGACGCUGA
Molecule: messenger RNA, 1218 nt
Organism: Linderina pennispora
Lineage: Eukaryota; Fungi; Kickxellomycota; Kickxellomycetes; Kickxellales; Kickxellaceae
Exons: 3
Coding region: 1-1218 (405 amino acids)
Molecular function (GO): acyltransferase activity, transferring groups other than amino-acyl groups
Source: RefSeq, a predicted model, not a curated record